Molecule: messenger RNA, 2192 nt
Organism: Neomonachus schauinslandi (Hawaiian monk seal)
Lineage: Eukaryota; Metazoa; Chordata; Mammalia; Carnivora; Phocidae
Gene: SLC25A29
Product: solute carrier family 25 member 29
Exons: 5
Coding region: 301-1218 (305 amino acids)
Biological process (GO): mitochondrial L-ornithine transmembrane transport
Cellular component (GO): mitochondrion
Molecular function (GO): high-affinity L-arginine transmembrane transporter activity
Source: RefSeq, a predicted model, not a curated record
GGGUCCGGCAGGCAGGCCCGAGGGGCGGGGUGCGCGGCCCGAGGUGAGGGACCGCCGCUGUAGGCGGACAGCAGCGAGGGCUAGCGAGCCGGUCAGCGAGGGACGUGCGCGGACCGAGGACCCGCGUGCUGAGCCGCCGCCGCCCCCCGACCCCGGCCGGCCCCGGGCUCCGCGCCAGGAGGCGGCGGCCCGGCCGAGCCUCCAUCCAGAGAGCCCGGGGGACCCCCGACGGCCGCCCGUCCGGCGAGGGGCCAGAGGAGAAGGACGAGGAGGAAGGGCGGCCUCACCGGGGACCCGGCAAUGGCGCUCGACUUCCUGGCUGGAUGCGCUGGGGGUGUGGCAGGCGUGCUCGUGGGACACCCAUUUGACACGGUCAAGGUGCGGCUUCAGGUCCAGAGCCUGGAGAAGCCUCAGUACCGAGGGACCUUGCACUGCUUCCAGUCAAUCAUCAAGCAGGAGAGUGUGCUGGGCCUGUACAAGGGCCUGGGCUCGCCCCUCAUGGGGCUCACCUUCAUCAACGCGCUGGUGUUCGGCGUGCAGGGCAACACCCUGCGGGCGCUGGGCCGCGACACGCCGCUGAACCAGUUCCUGGCCGGCGCGCACCUACCGCGGCUCGCUGGACUGCCUGGCGCAGAUCUACCGGCGCGAGGGCCUGCGCGGCGUCAACCGGGGCAUGACGUCCACGCUGCUGCGCGAGACGCCCAGCUUCGGCGUCUACUUCCUGUCCUACGACGUGCUGACGCGCGCGCUCGGCUGCGAGCCCGGCGACCGGCUGCUCGUGCCCAAGCUGCUGCUGGCGGGCGGCACGUCGGGCAUCCUGUCCUGGCUGUCCACCUACCCCGUGGACGUGGUCAAGUCGCGGCUGCAGGCCGACGGGCUGCGGGGCGCCCCGCGCUACGGCGGCUUCGUGGACUGCGUGCGCCAGAGCUACCGCGCCGAGGGCUGGCGCGUGUUCACGCGCGGGCUGGCCUCCACGCUGCUGCGCGCCUUCCCCGUCAACGCCGCCACCUUCGCCACCGUCACCGUGGUGCUCACGUACGCGCGCGGCCCCGAGGCCCGGCCCGACGGCGAGGCCGUGCCCGCCGCCGCGUCGGGGCCCAGCCUGGCCCAGCCCUCCAGCCUGUGAGGCCGGCGCCCGGGCGCCGCGGGCUGCGGACGCCGGCGGGCCUGGGCUGCCUUCCACGCACCGGCUGGGGGGGCCCUUGGCCGCAGGCUUGACGUCCGCGGGGCCCUCGGCCGGGAGAUAGGGAGCCUCCUACCCGCACCGUCCAGUCGCCGAGCUCCGAGGUGACGGCGUGUAGCGCCCCCCGCGCCGAGCCUGGCGCUGUCACUUGGGGUCUCCGGAAAGCCCGCCGACGCUCCAGCCCUUUCCCGGGAUCCGGGCCGCCACCGCCGUGGGGCCUUUGACGACUCACCGAUGGGCCACCCAGCAGCUAACCUCCAAUCGGCCACCUUGCAGGGGGCACUUCUCGGCCACCUGUCCGGUCUCUGUAUCAGGGACGGAGAGGCAGCUCCGGGUGCCUCCUGGUGUCCCAGGACAUAAUACUCUGCUGUGAUGCACCCCAGCUUCUCCAUGUGGCACAGCUGAGAAUGUCCCGGCUGCCGCCACUCCCACAGACCCGCUAAGAGGCUUGGGACCAGCUGGCAGCUCCAUAUGAGCCUAGGGGCUGGGCUGGGGGACCAGGCACGGGCCAGUCAGUGGGAGGGGAGCUCAAUGAUUAAGUGCAGCCGUGGGAGGGGAAGGCUUGUCACCCUCUGGUCCUCAGCCUGCCUGUCUGUAAAAUGGGGACAUGGGUCAGUCACUGUGUGGGGCUCUGGCCGCUGGCCAGGGUUCCCUCAGCCAUGCAGAGGAGUCAUCAAGGAGAUCGGUACAGGAGGAUCCCCACGCCCCAGCAAAUAAUGUCUCUCCCAGGGAGUCUCCUCCUGCUUGGUGUUCCCAUGAGGCCCUGGAGGAAGGGCCUGUUCGUGGACACAGUACAGCGUGGCCGUGCAUUUGCACAGGGAGGCAGAUGGUUUUGCACAAGUUGGAGAUGACUGUGGCCUCCUUUGCCCUGAGCGGGGCUCAGCCUCUUGGGCAAUGUGAUAUGCUCUCCCAGGAGGCUGACUCGGGUCAAGGAAGACAAGACUCCCACCCUAUUCUCGUGGUGUCAUUGUUGUAUAGAAACCGCUGAAGGAAUAAAACAUUCUUUGUU